AUGAAUGGGGGGGAAGGAAACAGUUUGAUAGAUGAUGCUAAGGUCCGUUUAAGAAAGCAUGAUGUUGACCAUCACUUGUCAUCUGACAAAUACUCCAUCCUCUUACCGUUGCUGGCAAAAGAAGGAAAACUCCAUCUGUUGUUCACCCUCCGGUCAGAGAAGCUAAGAAGGUUGUCUGGGGAAGUCUGCUUCCCUGGAGGCAAGCGUGAACCUACAGAUGCGGAUGACAUGGCCACAGCUCUCCAGGAAGCCCAGGAGGAAGUGGGGCUGCGUCCUCAUCAAGUGGAGACAGGUUCGCUGAUAACCCCAGUAGUAGGAUUUAUAGACCACAACUUCCAGGCCCAGCCUAAUCCCGAUGAAGUUACGAAUGUGUUCCUGGUGCCCGUGGAAUAUUUCCUGCAUCCACACGUCUAUCACCAGAACCGCCUGACACAUUCCAGUCAGCAAUUUCUGGUUCACUGCUUUGAGUACACAACCCCUGAGGAUGGUGUCACUUACCACAUCAGGGGAAUAACUGCAAAAUAUGCCGUGUUCAUUGCCUUAAUCAUUUUGGGGAAAAAACCCAUCUUUGAGGUUGAAUUUAAUCUCGAUGAUCUGAUGUCAUCCUCUGAAGAGUCCUUCCUGAGGCUUCAUAAACAAGCUCCAAACAAGUUAUGAUCUAUGCGACUAACACCCAGAUAGCCAAGAGAUUUUUGUGUGUGCUUAUCCACAGAAUGACAGUAUAUAAUGCCAGCUGUUGGAGUUUGACAGGUGUGAAUAUUCUUCCUGCAAUCUGAAGGUAGAAACAUUGCCUUUCUUCCAGUUGCCCUCUGUUUGAAAGGGCAAAAGUUUUUCAGAAGUGGAAAAAUAUGUUUUUAGUGUUGCAUAAUUUCACCCACAGAUGUUAACAAUUAUUUUUCUUACGUGUGCAAGAAAAAGUAUCUGGAAUAUAGUAGGCACUUAAUAAAUAUUUGUUGGCAGUAU
Messenger RNA from Manis javanica (Malayan pangolin), 963 nucleotides. Lineage: Eukaryota; Metazoa; Chordata; Mammalia; Pholidota; Manidae. The record is from RefSeq and is a predicted model, not a curated record.